GAAUUACGCUGCUUUCGGGGGUGUGCAGGACAAGAUCUUUUCCAUAAUUCCUGUGGUAUUUCAGCACCAAUUUGUUCUUCUGAGCAACAGGACAGGACAAGUCAGAAGACUUAGGAAGCCAGAAGUUCUGCUGCCUACAAAAAUCCCAGCAUGAGGCUUGUUUUCAAUCUGUUCCUGGGAUGGUGGCUGACUCAGCAUAGAUGGAUGGCUGAAGGACAAUUUAGUGCCAAAGUUUCCAUCUCAGUGAAUCCCAGUAACGUGGUUGCUGUGGGAGAGCAUAUAAGCAUCAGUUGCAAGAGGGAUAGGAACGGAAAAGUGUUUCUCACUCUCUAUCAAAAGAAAGAAAUUCAUCAUCAUUUCAGAGAGAUACCUAAUACCAGAACAGAGCAUAAUGAGAUUAACUUUUAUAUUUCCAAAGCACAGCAAUCAGAUCAGGGGAUCUACUGUUGUGCAUAUUAUUUACACCAGGGAUACUUUUCAAGCGACGAAGUUUUUAUCUUCGUGCGAGAACAAUUGUUUCCCAGCCCCUCCAUUUCAGUGAUCCCCAAUGGGCUGGUUGUCCUAGGAAAAAAAGUCAAAAUCCAGUGCAAACAGGAAUAUCCCCAAAUUGUACAAUUUAACCUCUUCAAAAAAGGGGCUUUAAAUGAACCAGCAAUCCAACUUUCAGAGAACAAAAUGACUGAAUUCCUUAUUCACAAUGCCCAAGAAUCAAACGGAGGAAUCUACUUUUGUGACUAUCGAUUCAUCCAGCAGCAGUACUAUUACUAUAGAUAUUCGAAGUUCAGUAAUAAAAUAUAUAUCAAUAUAACAGACCCCAGAGUCACAGAGCCUGCCAUCUAUAUGGAACCAAAGGGACAGCAAAUGCUUAAUUCAAAUGUCCGAAUCUACUGCCAGGGGCCAGAGGAUGAUCUGAACUACUCCCUCUAUAACUCAACAGACUUCAUAAUUUCCCAAAGGGCAAAACCAAACAGUUCCUUGGCUGAGUUUUCCAUCUUGGGAGUCAGGUUGGAAGACAUAGGAAACUACAGUUGUUGCUAUCAGCUUAAAAAUAAACCCUUUGUGUAUUCAAACUUAAGUGACCCUCUGCAGCUUCAAGUAAGAGAUCCCAGCCUGACCAAGCCUUCCAUCCAGAUUAUAAAUGCAGAACAAGUUGCUCCAGAAGCAAAUGUUUCCAUCCAGUGCAAUGCAACAGAACCAGAUCUGAUUUUUGCUCUUCUGAAAUCAGGGGAACAGAUAGAUUACAAAGCUGCGGAGCCAGGAGAAAAGGCGGUGAAUUUUACUCCCCACUGGAAGAAGUUGGAAGAGACACAAAAUUAUACCUGCCAGUACCACUACAAAAGCAGGCCCUUUAUCUGGUCAGUUCCAAGUGACCCAGUGGAGAGGCUUCAGGAAGGUGAAUCCUUAAUAACUCUAUGGACAAGUAUUGCUGCGUGCCUUUUCUUUCUGGCUAUCCUCCUCCUGGUGCUUAUCUUCAUUUUAUACAGAAACAGAAGAAAAGGCUCUGUUACCAAAGAAACCAAUGUACCAGCCAGUAUGCACUUAAGCUCUUCCAUGGUGGAAACCCCUGAUGAAAUUUCAUAUGCUGCAAUAAACCACAAUUCACUGGAAAUCAGACCACCAACCCUUUAUGACACAGUCCCUGAAUCCUGUAUCUAUGCAAAUGUGUCCAAAGAAAGCACUAAGGAGAACCAAUAGGGAAGGCCAUUCAGAAGAGAAGAUAAUUCUGAAAUGUUGGUGUAGCCAUCUAUAUUACAGAUAUCCAUGUUGGGAUCAUCUUGCUAUACAUAUCCUUCUUCCUCUUUCAUGGUUUUAAUUGUUCAAUCUCAGAGAUAUGCUGGGUUCAGGCCAGUGGUGGGUUGCUCCUGGUUCGCCCAAGCUGGUAGCGGUGAUGAUGUGAUGUCACCGAACCAGUUCUCUUUGUCUGGGAGCUGGGCCCUGCCACCCACCCCUGCGUUAUUCCUACCUUUAUUUCUUCAUUUUUAGCCCAGCUGUUAGGUGUGGCAGAGUGGAUUGCUGCACCUCAGCUAGGCCGAUACCUAACGCAUUUGCACGGAGCGCAAGUUUGGCGUGCACACGAGCGAAGCGAGCAUGCGUGCGGCGAUCGCGCACAAAGCAUGUGCACAAAGAGAACCAGUAGUAACACCAGUUAGAAUCCACCACUGGUUCAGGCUAUCAUAUAUCCUGCCCAUAAGUGUCUUCACAAGAAUAUUAUUAUAACAUCCAAUACUGCAAACUGAAUCCUGGCAUUCUGUAGCUCAAGUCCAAUUUUUUCUCCAAGACUGAGAUGGGCCAAUAGGAGAAAGAAUCAAACAGGGAGCUGCUGAGAGAUUCGCUAUGGAGUUACAAAUAUCAGAACUCCAUAACCAUAAUCAUGACUGGAAGGGAAUAUUUAAGGAAAAACUCCUUCGACAUUCUGAUUAGUAGAAGGAUAUAUUUUUAAACGGGACCACACAGAAAUAUUUUUGCUUUUAAAUACAAACUCCAUCUAGAGGCAACUAUCAAAACCAUUGGAUCUUGCUUGCUUUUUCCUGAACUUUCUAUGAAGCCAUGAAGAAUUUUAUGUCUUGUGAAAGCAAGUUAACCUGCAUCUAGAUAUUGUUUAUACCCAAUCAACCAGCCUCAUUAUCAGGGUGAAAAUCCCCUUUUGCAACUGAUCCUCAGUUGCCAGGUACAAUGAUGGAUCUUUUGAGUCUAGAAGGAGGAUAUGGGCAAGGCUGAGUUGAAUAUUCUUACUAUAAUUAAAAAGGUGAGGUGGUUUGUAAAAAUUUCCAUGAACCUUUAAAUAUUUAAGAAAACACCUUCUGAAAAUAAGAGCUUUCCAACAAUACCAAAACCCACCCUUUGCAGUGGCUAUAUGAUGUUUUGAUGAUUAUAUUGUUCUGACUCUUGUGAAGACAGUUGUGUGCAAUUUGUGACAGAUUAACAAAAAGAGGGCGGACAGAUAAAUAAUUCGAGACUGCUGAUAGGCUAUUAAUAGCCAGUGGAACUGUAACUCUCUUACCCUCCUAAGGUAAAGCCACCGUUCUCAUCUCAGGUGUUACAUCUGGUAAUCUGAUCAUAUCUGGUAC
This is a messenger RNA of Pantherophis guttatus, 3068 nucleotides long. The record is from RefSeq and is a predicted model, not a curated record. NCBI's taxonomy places the organism in Eukaryota, Metazoa, Chordata, Lepidosauria, Squamata, Colubridae.